This is a messenger RNA of Puccinia graminis f. sp. tritici CRL 75-36-700-3, 1197 nucleotides long. RefSeq lists its product as uncharacterized. The record is from RefSeq and is a predicted model, not a curated record. NCBI's taxonomy places the organism in Eukaryota, Fungi, Basidiomycota, Pucciniomycetes, Pucciniales, Pucciniaceae. The transcript has 3 exons. Bases 1 to 1197 code for a protein of 398 amino acids.
AUGGCCAGUCUGACUCGAGGCACUCCUGGUUCUGGUGCAGGUGCUAAUCCAAACUACAACUACAACCAAAAUAACCAACAACAGCCAGAAGAACAAGAACCAAGACCAGUACCAGAAAAUUAUAAUCAGCCUGCAGCAGUCGAGACCCGCACCUCACCCAACUCAUUCUUUGAUAGUAACACUCAGAACUCAACAACAGCAGCAACACCACAGACUGAACCACCAACUGAACCAGCACAGCAGAAGAACACUACCAACUCAACCCUCAUGAGCGCCCCCCCACCCUCACCAGCCGGAUACCCUCCACCCGCUCAUUCCAAGCCAAUCGAAUCAUCCAAUGACUCCCAUCAGAGCGCAUCCAACAACACCACCCUGAACAGCAACCAGCUACCCCCCUGGGUCAUCGCCAUCAUCAUCGUAAUCCCCAUCCUGGCCGUCCUACUCUCGGUCUUCUACUGGCGCAUGAAAGUACAUCGACGGACCCAUCUCUACGCCCAUCGAAUCAGCCAAGUAGACCAGAACACCUCGAGCACCGCUCCAAGACACAUCAUACCCCCCGGUGGCACCGGCGCCGAUCGUCCAGAGGGCCAACGUAGAGCCGAUCGGAUGAGGAGACUCAUGAAUGGAAUCAAUAGAAGACCUAGUCGAUCCGAUAGCGUCCGCACCGUCCCCCAAUACUCGGCUGACCCUCAAGAUACUGAGAUGACUCUCGCCCGUGCUCAGCGUUCAGCCGAAAACAGUCCGCCAGCACAGCCCUCGUUCAUCAUGCGAUUUAUCGGGAGCCACAGCACGACGAACCCUCGGACUCACAGCGGCAACAACAACACCGGCGAGCUCUCGUCGACCUCGAACCCGCAACCUCCUCAUCCACCCGAACCGCCGCCCGACUAUGAGCUCUCCACGCGCAUCACCCCCGCCCACUACCCGCCCAUGCAAUCCUCCUCCAACGCCGUCGGCUCAUCAUCCACCCGGGGCCUGAUGGCGCCCCUACAGCUGCCAGCAGCUCUCGAGUUGCCUUUCGGCAGGAGCAGGGGAGUAGCAGAGCACCCGGCUGAAGAUGAGGACCACCCGCAACACCACACCGUCCAUCUCGACCGAUCCACCACCUCCUCGAGCACCUCCUCAUCCGAGACGGUCUCUGCUGCCCACCAAAAAUCCACCCGAAGACCCUCCCUCUCUUCGACUCCCUUCUGGUAG